AUGCCUAUUGUCAUUAUUGGAGGUGUAACAGCUGUUGGUAAAACAUCUACAGCUAAAAGACUAAAGGAUUUAUAUAAUUGGGAUUAUAUCGAAGCAGACGAAUUUCAUUCUAAAUCAAAUAUUGAUAAAAUGACCGCAGGUACAGCAUUAACAGAUGAAGAUCGUCUUCCUUGGUUACAAGUUCUUCAUGAACAAUUAAAAAAAUAUUUAUUAACAAAUCGAAGUUGUAUUAUGACAUGUUCAGCUUUAAAGAAAUCCUAUCGACAAAUAUUAUUAACUGGUUCAUCAGAUCCUAAUGUUAAAGCACAGAUGCCAAAAGAAGAUUUUUAUAUUAUUAUAUUAACAUUAUCAAGAAAAGUAUUACAUGAUCGUUUGUUUCGACGAUUACAUGAACAUUUUAUGAAUCCUAUAUUAUUAGAUUCACAACUUGCAACACUUGAAUUAUCUAUAAAUCAGGAAGAUGAACCUUAUACGUAUAUUAUUAAUUGUGAUAAUCUUUCACAAGAUGAAGUUGUCCAUCAAAUUCAAAUGAUUAUUAAGCGAUGA
Molecule: messenger RNA, 546 nt
Organism: Rotaria sordida
Lineage: Eukaryota; Metazoa; Rotifera; Eurotatoria; Philodinida; Philodinidae
Source: the annotation of a GenBank genome assembly